Messenger RNA from Lagopus leucura (white-tailed ptarmigan), 1289 nucleotides. RefSeq names its product hemojuvelin-like. The annotation marks the transcript as partial. Gene Ontology annotation, biological process: BMP signaling pathway. Gene Ontology annotation, molecular function: coreceptor activity. Gene Ontology annotation, cellular component: plasma membrane. The transcript has a single exon. Lineage: Eukaryota; Metazoa; Chordata; Aves; Galliformes; Phasianidae. The record is from RefSeq and is a predicted model, not a curated record.
UGUCUUCCCAGUGCAAGAUCCUGCGCUGCAACUCCGACUUUGUGGCAGCCACGCUCAACCUGCGCGGCGCGGGCCGCUCUGCCGCCUACUGCACGGCGCUGCGCUCCUACUCGCACUGCACACGCCGCACGGCGCGCACCUGCCGCGGCGACCUGGCCUUCCACUCCGCCGUGCACGGCAUCGAGGACCUGAUGAUCCAACACAACUGCUCCAAGGACGGUCCCACCUCACCUCCCCGGCCGCGCGCGCCGACCCCGGAUCACCAAAGCUUCCCGGCUUCGGAGAUGUGCGACUACGAGAAGACGUUCCGCUCCAAGCACGGCCGCCCGCCGCGCUACCGGCACUGCGCCGCCUUCGGGGACCCCCACGUCCGCACGUUCCACGACGAUUUCCACACGUGCCGGGUGGAGGGAGCCUGGCCGCUGCUGGACAACGAGUAUCUCUUUGUGCAAGCCACCAGCGCGCCCGUGGCUGAGGGCUCCAACGCCACCGUCACCAGCAAGGUGUGCGCCUGAAGGGUGGGAGAGGGGCCAGACCCCGUCGGUGCCAGGGACCCACGGCGUGUCAGGAGUCACUAGAGGGGCCAGGGAACCCAUCAUGUAUCAGGGGAGCGCCAGGAGGGACUAGGGAUCCCAUAGGUGUUUGGGACCCCGUAGAGUGCCAGGAACCCCAUAAUGUGCCAGGAGGGGCCAGCGAUCCAACGGAGUGCCAGGGACCCACACUGAGUCAGGGGUCCCCAGAAAAGCCAGAGAACCCAUAAGAAGUCACAGGGUCGCAAAGAGGUGCCACGGACCCCAUAGGGUGACAGGGACCCACCAGUGUGGCAGGGGUCACCAGGAGGAGCCAGGGACCCCAUGAUGUAUCAGGGGUCCCCAGGAAGUACAAGAAACCCCAUAAGAUGCCAGGGAUCCCAUAAUGUGUCAGGGGUCCCCAGGGGUGCCAGGAACCCAUUAAGGUGCCAGGGACCCCACAGUGCGUCAGGGGUCACCAGGAAGGACAGGGAUCCCAUAAAGUGCCAGAGACCCCAUAGUGUGUAAGAGGUCCCUAGGAGUUUCAGGUAUCCCAUAACAAGAUGGGGGUCACCAGUAGGGGACAGAAACCCUAUAGGGUGCCAGGACCCCAAAAUGUGUCAGAGGAUCCCCUGUAGGCACCAGGAACCCCACAGGGUGUCAGGGACCCCAGAACAUAGCAGUGAACCUACAGGGGUGCCAAGGAUUCUCAUAACACAUCAGAGACCCUUAGGGGAUAUCAGGAACCCCAUUGGGUGCCGAGGACCCCAUAAUGUUCCA